CUCGCUCUCCUCAAUUCUGGGGCCUCCAUUGCCACUCCCUCUGCCGGGCGAGUCGCGCGACGUUCGCUCUCUUUGAUGACCGAUGGGACUGGGACGGUGUCGUCCUCGGUGGAGACCCACGUGCGCGUGGUGGCGCGCUUCCGUCCGCCCAUCACUGAACACGAAGAGACGGACGAUGCGGCCUUCCUGAUCCACGCAGGCGACGACUCGCCCUCCGUGGCCUUGGGGGUAGCAGAGCGGGCGGCCGUGCAGUCACAAGAUGGGCGGUUUCGCUUCGAGUUCGACACCGCCUUCGGUGAAGAGGCCAGUCAAGAAGUGGCAUAUCAGCGCAUUGGCCGGCCAGCUGUGCAAGAGGUCCUCGCAGGCUACAACGGGACCAUCUUGAUGUAUGGUCAGACAGGCAGUGGCAAGACCUUCAGCCUCUUUGGUAGUUUCACUGAGCCGACGUUGCGCGGUUUGGCGCCCCGUGCUGCAGAGGAACUGGUGCAGCAGUGCUUGUCCAGCGAAAUGGAGGAGUCCACUAUCCAAUGUAGUUUCUUGGAGAUCUAUCGAGAACGCAUGCGAGAUUUGCUUCAUCCUUCCAACCAGAGUUUACGGAUCAAGGAGAUUCCCCAAAGGGGCUUGAUCGUGGACGGUUUGACUCAGGAUGAGAUCACCAGCAGUGGCGACAUCCUCAAGGCUUUGGACACUGGCAACGCUUGGAGAUCUGUCGCGGCCACGCGGCAAAAUGCCUAUUCCUCCAGGUCACAUGCCAUUUUCACCCUCUACGUCUCGCGUCGGAGCCUCACCGAGGCCUGUCGAGAGCGCACGGGGAAGCUCUCCUUGGUGGAUUUGGCCGGCAGCGAACGUGUCAGUCGAAGCCACUGUGUGGGAGAGACCUUGGAAGAAGCCAAGAAGAUCAAUGCCUCGCUCACCGCACUCGGCAAGGUGAUUGAUGCCUUGGUGGAACGCCGAGGGCACGUGCCGUAUCGAGACUCAACUCUCACACGGGUCUUGGAAGAGGCGUUGGGUGGAAACUCACGCACCACUUUGAUGGUCACCGCAUCUGCGUGUGCGCAGCAUAUGGAAGAGACCCUUUGCUCCCUCCGCUUCGCCACCCGUGCUCAGAAGGUCAGGAACUACGCCCAUGUGAACUUUGUCUACUCUGCAGAGGAGCUAUGGCCACUGGUGGCUCAGCUCCAGAAGGACUUGGCGCAAGCCCGACGCGAGCUUGGCGCGAAGGAGAAGCGACAUCGCUGUCGGAGCAGCUCUGUGGACGAGAUGAAGGAGCUCAUCCUGCAAGUGCCCAAGACUGGGGGCACACCCCAACUUGCCCCGGAUGCUUCCUGGUCCACAGGCUUUUCCCGCUUCAGCACCGUCUCCGCGGAGUCCCCGCGCUCGGAAAGUUCACCAUCGGCGCCAUCGGACUUGAGGUCCCGGUGCUUAGAAGACGAUGAGCCCACAGCUGGAGCACCCUCUGUGCCUUCGCAUCCUCAAACCUCACAGUUAGAGGCUUUGCAAGUGGCCCUGCAAGCCUUGCAAGGUUUGGAGGAGGUGCUCCUGGCACAAGAGGAGGCCUUGGAACAAGCGCAGCUCUUGAGACCCGAGGCUCUCCAAGGCAAGGUUUGCCCUUCAGAGGUUCCCUGUGCAGAGGACCCUGAGAACAAGGAUAAGAUCCGUUUCUUCAAGGCGCAGGCGGAGCCAGACUCUUGGACCUCACGCUGGCGCCUACUGCAAGCCCAAACCGAACUGCGGAGUCAUCGCUGGCGGCUGCUGCGCGAGCGUUCCCGGAGUGCGGCCCUGGAACGUGAACUGGAGAUCAGGACACGGCAUGGCGCGGAUUUGCAGCGCCAAUUAGAGGCGGCGCAGGCCGAGUUGGCUUUGCUGAAGGGUGGCGGAGAACGUCAGAGUAGCUCCCCGCGGCGCUCGCGGACGACCAAGUCAGCGAUGGUCAAGAUGAAGUCCACGCCCGCGCUUCACGAGGCCAACGAGCGCGGAAUGGGAACGGAGCCGGACCCAAGCAGCUCCCCACGGAAGCGGCCGCUGAAGUCACAGACCAUGGUGAAGAUGAAAUCUACACCAGUCCUGGAUGGGGAGCGGGAGCAGGGCGAGUCGCAGCUGAAAGCCUUGCGGGAGGCGCAGUGUGCCUUGCGGGGUGAAAACUUGGAGCUCAAGCAGGAGCUGGUGCAGCAAAAGCACCAAAUGGCUGCGCAGGCGGCGGAUCUGGCUGCCCUGGAGGUCCGCGUGAGCGCCAAAAGCCACGAGGCUCAGAUCAAGGACGCCUUGCUGAAGUGUUUGCAAAAGGAGGCGUGGCAUGCCUGCGAGCAUGGCGACGACGAGCUUCAGAAGACCCUCUCUGCGGUCACGGUACCCUUGCUCGGAGCUCUGCGGGCCCCUCCGACACUGUCCGUGCCAAUAACAAGCUCAGGCACCGUGUCGCCAGCGGUUCCCAGCCAUUUCUCGUCCAUUUGUGUGCUGCCAGGAAUGCCGGCACCGAUGGUCCACCCACAUGUGCGGUGAGGGGAGAACGUGUCACUCCGGCGGCGACUCCCAAGGAAGCGCCGGGGUCACAAACGCGGGAGCAGAGCGCGCAAACGCGGAAGCAGGAGACCGAGAAAAAUCAUGUUGUCCAUCCG
Messenger RNA from Durusdinium trenchii, 2615 nucleotides. Lineage: Eukaryota; Dinophyceae; Suessiales; Symbiodiniaceae. The record is from the annotation of a GenBank genome assembly.